This is a messenger RNA of Closterium sp. Yama58-4, 2355 nucleotides long. The record is from the annotation of a GenBank genome assembly. NCBI's taxonomy places the organism in Eukaryota, Viridiplantae, Streptophyta, Zygnematophyceae, Desmidiales, Closteriaceae.
AUGCCUCCUAAGGGGAAGCCUUGUAAGGUUGCUACCAACAAGAUGGACCCUGCUGCUGCUGCGCUUAAGACACCGGCUACGGGCUCCAUGGCUCGUCCGGCCUUGGUCACUGCUGUCCCGUCGAAGUCCACGCGGACUCUGUUUGCGGAGGAAGACUCAGAAUCUUUGACGCUGUCGGCUAAGCUGGAUGCACUCCGUAUUGAGCAAGCUGCUGGAGGGAAGGCGGACAAUGGCAAAGGAAAAGAUGGUGAUUUUAAGGAUGUGGUAUUUGAUGCGGAAGAAGCUGCUGCUGAAGAUGUUGCUGGGGAGUCAUCGUCUGGUGCUGCUCGUCGUUUCUGCAUCUUGGAUGAUGAGGAUGACGGCCUUAUUGCUCACGACCCGAAGGAAUGUUUUGAGGAUAAGGCGAAGGAGGAGCUCGCGGCGAAGCCGCGUUUCCCGCUAACACUGCUGUUUCCAAGCGACCAUCUGCAAGAAGUUCCUGCUCACACGCGUCCGGUGAAGGUGAUCUUUAAUCACAAAUUCGGCAUCAGGGUGGUGCUGCAGGCGAAUCUGAGGCUGCAUAUGGGCCCCGGGAUUUGGCGGUUGCCCUCUGCAAACACAGCGAAACCAGGGGUGGAAAGAGUGGUCAGAACAGUUACCGAAAGGCACCGCGCAGGGAAGUCGGGUAACUUCGGUUCCCUACUCACCAAGCUCAAGGCGGCGCUCAGGAGAUACGCGACGGAGGAACGGAAAAGGGUGCGGGCGACCUUGAGGCAUCUGGAGCUGGCGGUCUCUGAGACGAAAGGAGAAAUUGCAUCGAAGGUACUCUCCGGGAAAGUGAAGUCCAAGAAGAUGAGAACGAUGAUUCCUGCUCUGACGGUGCAGGGGGUAGAGCAGAAGGGGACGAAAGGGAUUCUGGAAGCUGCAUCCGGCUUCUACGCAGAGCUGUUCGCGGAGGCUCCACCGUCAGGCCUGCCAUGCUGGAAGCCAGAUGUGGGCAAAAUGCUAAGGGGAGAUGAAGCGGCGGAGCUGGAUGCUGACUGGUCAGAGGAAGAGAUAAAGGCGGCGCUGGGUGGUAUGGCGCGGGACAAGUCCCCAGGGAACGACGGUCUCCCGAAAGAGCUCUUCGAGCUGCACUGGGACCUGCUAAAAGAGGAUUUCAUAGGUUUCUUUAAAAGGUUUGAAGAAACGGCGGUGCUCUCGGAGGAGGUGCAGGAGGCGGUGAAUAUCCUGCUGCACAAGAAGGGUCCGAGGGAGCUGGUGAAGAACUAUAGACCAAUUACCCUGUUCACAAGCUCUUACAAGGUAGUGGCGAAGCUGCUGGCUAACCGAAUGAAGAAGGUAUUGGGAACGGUCAUCUCGGAGGAGCAGCACGGCUUCCUUCCUGGUCGGCGGCUCACGGAUGCGGUGUCGAUGGUGGCAGACGUGAUCGAAGCCGCGAACAAUGAUAAUGAGGACUGGUACUUGAUGAUGGUGGACUUUCAGAAGGCCUUCGACUCGGGGCCUGAAUGGAGGGUCGUUCACGUGCCUCCUGGUCAACGAAUGGCUCGAGUUGAUGUCUGCAAGGGGGUUCGCCAAGGGUGUCCGCUCGCGCCGUACCUCUUCUUGUGCGCGGUGGAGCCAUUCUGCCAAGAGGCAAAGCGCAGGAAGUUAGGCAUAUGCGAUGACCAUGGGGACCGGCUGGCCUACCUCGGGUAUGCUGAUGACACGACUUUGGUGCUGAAAGGGAAGCAGCAGAUUGGUCGGGCAGAGACGCUUCUGGAAGAGUUCAAGGCUUGCUCUGGCUUUCGGGUGAAGAAAGACAAGUCGGCAAUAUUACCGCUGGGGAAGAACCUGGACAAAGGAAUAGACAGGGAGUCAGCCUUCACGUGGAUUGAACCUAAAGAAGCAAAGCGGCUACUGGGUGUCUGGGUGUCCCCGUCCGGGAGUGCCGCAGUCACCUGGGAGAAGGCGCUGGCCAGGGCGGCGGAAGAACUGGUGAAGUGGCGCUCACAGCAUCUUACCACGACGGCAAGGGUGGCGGUGGUGAACACCUACGUUUGCCCGAUCCUCGCUUUCCAGGGUCAGGCAUCUGAAUGUUUGUCCUCGGGAAACUUGGGGAGCCUCAAGGACCCCAGCAUGGACGCCCCUGCUCAUGCUGUGCUGCGUGUGGCUCAGCUCGCCCUCUCCUGCACUGUGGAGCGCACUGCAGCCUGCCCAAGCAUGGCACACGUCGCCAACGAGCUGCAGGCCAUCCGGGAGGAGUGGGUGGGGAAAGAGGAGCUGAGCGCGGCUGUCAAGGUGGAUGCGGAGGUGCAGGAGAUGAAGGAUGUUGUCGGCGUGAACAGCCUCGACACCGAACUUCAGAUGAUUGAAGACAACUUGGGUGAAGGUUAA